Messenger RNA from Gambusia affinis (western mosquitofish), 2567 nucleotides. Its product is annotated as structural maintenance of chromosomes flexible hinge domain-containing protein 1-like. The record is from RefSeq and is a predicted model, not a curated record. The transcript is spliced from 17 exons. The coding region runs from base 485 to 2356 and encodes 623 amino acids. Gene Ontology annotation, biological process: double-strand break repair; chromosome organization. Gene Ontology annotation, cellular component: chromosome. Gene Ontology annotation, molecular function: protein binding; ATP binding. Lineage: Eukaryota; Metazoa; Chordata; Actinopteri; Cyprinodontiformes; Poeciliidae.
UACUACAUGCUCGAAGCCAGAUAGAAAAUAGUUUAAUCUCCACCGGGAUUUGAUCAAUAUUAUGCUUUGGAACAGAGUUGAGAAUAAAUAAGUUUUUAUGUUUUCUUCAACUUUGCAUUAAGGCCAAUUUCUAAACAUCACACAGUUUUACCACUCUUGCAGUCUCACUGCAGUAAGGAAGACAAGAUGAUCCAAGUGAACGACUGCCGCUGUGAGAAGAUCAUCAAGAAAACUUUGAAAACCAGUGGUUUGGACUUCAAAGGCUUUGUUCAAGUUGUUCAAAAGGAAUUUUCUGUCCCUUCAAAUGAGAGAUUUGUGUUGACCACAACUGACAGAAUAACAGUGGAUGCUGAUAAAUUUGAAAAACUGAAAGAUGGCACCACCCUCUAUCUGCUGCGAAAAAUGGACCAAGUCCUGCUAGCUUCAGUCGAGGAAGAGAUAAAUUUUGUUCCUCACUACAACACACUGAUUGAAAGUGGGACAAAUGAGUACUUUAUUGAGGGCCAGAAAUCACUGCGUUUUCACAGUUUUCUCAGUGACAGUGUUUUCUGAAGAAGGGAGUCCGAUGACAGCUUUUAAACCUGCUGAUCUGUCCAUGUUGCUAUGGGAGGGACCACCAUCAAUGCGCCCUACAGUGGCCACUGAGCUAAAAUACAAAAACCCUGUUGAAAAUGAGAGGAAAGACUGUUAUGAAUUUAGAGACGAAGAAAUCCCAACGUGUGUUGGGGAGUACACUGUAGAGUUUUCUCUACAAACCAACAAAAAAGAAGAUCAUCUUAGCCAUCAGAUCAGUGUAACAGUUGUGGCCAACGAACCCAUCAAACUGCAACCUGAUUAUCAUCAACAAACUCCAGUUGUUUUCUACUGUACAGACAUUGCCAAUCGAAUCUUGGUUGAAAACAUGACUUUGAAGAUAACAGACCAGUUUGGAAAUUCAGCCGGGCAAAACCUGGAUGGAACUGUGUUCAUCUCAAUAAAGUGUCCUAAAGAAGAAAGAAACAGAAGCCUCCCUCUGUUUGAUGGAAAAACUAACACCAUUUCAAUUAAGCUAAAAGAAGGAAGUGUCCUCAUCAAUAGUUUAGCGAUCAUGGAGAACAGUCCUGGUGACAAUGGAAGCAGAUAUAUUCUCCACUUCAAGCCAGAAGUGACAAAUCCUCCCACAUCUCUGAGUCCCUUUGAACUGCCUUUCAACUUUUACAACGAUGCUGAGAACCAACAAAAAAAAAUUCAACUGAUGAAGAAGAAGGAUGAACUGACUGAAGCUUUGAAAGAAUGCAAUAAAAACUUUGAUACAAUUCGUAAACAAAAUGAUUUUCUUAAAAAUAAAGUUGAAGGCUCAACUAGGAAAGAAGUUUCUCUCAGAAAAGAGCUGAAUGAAAGAGGCAUAAAAACCGAACACCCAUUAUCAAUUGAAGAUAGUAAAAAAUGCCUAGACCAGAAGAAAUCUGAAGUGGAAAGAAUAGAGAAAAUGCCAAGAAGAAUCUUUUCCAUUCAUAAAAAAUUCAGCGGGCCUGACGUUCUUGGAAUGGUUGGUGAACUGGCCUUUGUUGCUGAUGAAGAUGUUGCAAGGGUCAUCUCGUGGCUCCUGCAGGGAGACAUGGACUGUGUCAUCACUACAACGACAACAGCAGCUCAGAAAAUCUAUGAUGAUACACAGGGCAAUCAGCAGGUCAUGGCCCUCGACAGUAUUCUUGUGCAACAGAGAGACAGACCCCUGCCACACAUACAAAACUGUCAAGAACUUUUUAAACCUUCUGGAAACCCAACCUUUGCCAGGAAACACCUGAUUUAUCGUGACAAACAGCUGAGUUGUGAUCGCAACAAUCUGAUAAAAGUGUUUAAAAACCUCCUUGGUGACACGAUUGUGAUGGAUGACUUAUUCGCCGCCACCAACUACAGAAAGGCCCUUGUGGAGAAGCAUAUACAGUGUCCCACCAUAUUGACCCGAGAAGGGGAAAGAGUCAGUAACAGGGGCAAAUUUGGAGGUGCACAGAAUAGAGCGCCAUCGAUUGACAAACUGAAAGUCUUUGGAGCUCCUCUACCAGACAGCUACGAAGAACUGAAGAAACAAAUAGAUGUGCUUCAUCAGUACUGUGCAGCAGUGGAAGAAAUAGAAAAAGCAAAAAAGGAUCUUAGUCACUAUUGCCCAAAAUGGGUGGAUGAAAUGCAAAAUGAAAAAACACAGAUUGAUGUGAUAACAAAGGAACUAGAAGAGAUUAACAAACAACUUGCAUCAGUGUCAGUGAGAGCAGGAAAACGUGCUUCUGGAAACUCUGAGGAGUCACCUGGCACCGCUUCAAAACGUCAAAGACGGAGAUGCAUGGACCAGCCAGGAUCUUUUUCUGAAAUGAACUAAAGUUUAACUUUGAAUUUUAGUAAAAAGCAUUUUUUCUCUCAUACUGAUAAGUUCUUAACUCCCUCCGUUUUUAUGUUGUGAUUUUUUUAAAAAGUCAAAAAUGAUCGCUGAGUCAGAUUAAAGAGGUAUCUGCUUAUACUAGUUUUUGGACUUAUAGGAGACGCUGAUACAUAUUUAUUCUUCUGUGCCAUCUGUUAAAAGUCCUUGAUCA